Messenger RNA from Entelurus aequoreus (snake pipefish), 7458 nucleotides. RefSeq names its product potassium inwardly rectifying channel subfamily J member 13 (gene kcnj13). The transcript has 4 exons. Gene Ontology annotation, molecular function: inward rectifier potassium channel activity. Gene Ontology annotation, cellular component: plasma membrane. The record is from RefSeq and is a predicted model, not a curated record. The coding region runs from base 239 to 1330 and encodes 363 amino acids. Gene Ontology annotation, biological process: potassium ion import across plasma membrane; regulation of monoatomic ion transmembrane transport. NCBI's taxonomy places the organism in Eukaryota, Metazoa, Chordata, Actinopteri, Syngnathiformes, Syngnathidae.
CUCAUACAACAAAGAGCGGCCAUUUGGCGCCAAUGUUAGCGAUGUAAUGUUACCUGGAAUCUGAACUUAAAACUAGAGGACAACACAGGUCGGUGGAAUCGUCCGACCGAGACUCACCCUCAGCCAUGUAAAACUUUUCUGUGAGGGGGAAAGGGAGGGGCUCCACAACCCAGGAGGACUACAGGAACUCAGGAGGGACAAAAAUAUAUUAAACCGCCCUUUCACAGGCUCUCUAAAGAUGACAACCAAAUCCAACAGCAGUGUUCUGGGUGGCAAAGCGUCAUCCUCCCCUCUUCUGUCCUCACCAAACCGCCAACGUUUGGUCACUAAAGAUGGACAUUGCACCCUCCGCCUUCCUCUGUGUCCCUCGGGCUCAUGGCUUGGAACAUCAAGCCGGGCCUGGCUGCUUGCCCUGCAUGACAUGUGGGGACAGUUAGUGGGUCUGCGCUGGAGAUGGGUUCUGUUGGCCUUCUGUGCAUCAUUUGUGGCUCACUGGCUGCUGUUUGCUUGCUUGUGGUACUUGCUAGCCCAUAUCAAUGGAGACCUGGAUGUGCUGGAUCAUGACUCCCCUCCACAGGGGCACGUGGUUUGUGUGAAGCACAUUACCAGUUUCACCGCUGCCUUUUCCUUUUCCCUUGAGACCCAGCUCACCAUCGGCUAUGGCACCAUGUUCCCAAGUGGUGACUGUCCAAGUGCCAUAGCUCUGCUGGCUGUGCAGAUGCUGCUGGGGCUCAUGCUGGAGGCUUUCAUCACAGGUGCAUUUGUGGCCAAGAUUUCCUGUCCUCAAAAGCGAGCCGGAGCCAUCCAGUUCAGCACCCAGGCCGUGGUGGGCCAACACCAAGGUCAAACUUGCCUCAUGCUCCGAGCCACAAACCUUCUGAGGCGCCCCCUGGUGGAUGUGAAGGUGAGUGCUGUGCUCUAUGAGGAGCAUGAAGGCCAAGCCCUGCAUCAGACCUCUGUGGACUUCUUCAUGGAUCAUCUUGGCCAACAGCCUUGUCCCUUCUUUAUCUUCCCACUCACAUUUUUCCAUCCCCUGGACCGCCGAAGCCCCCUCUACCCCGCCCUGCAUGAGGACACGUCCAGUCAGUUUGAGCUGGUGGUGUUCCUGUCGGCCUCGCAGGAAGGAACAGGCGACACCUGUCAGAAGAGGACCUCCUACCUUCGCCAGGAAAUCCAGUUUGACCGUCGCUUUGUGCCUGCAUUAGGUCUUGAUGCCCACGGGAGGUAUGUGAUGAGCAACCAUCACUUUGACACAACACACUCGAAGGAACCUUUGGACAAGGACUGUGUUGUGCAGAUCAACGGUGACGGCAGUGACAGGAUGGAGUGAAAAUAUUGGUUCUGCUGGGACGACAGGAGAUAUUUGGUCAAUCAUUUUUGCAUUGUGAAAUACAGUAUGUCAGUCUUUCUUAAAGGACUGUUCAUUUUCAUGGUUUAACUCAAUAAAGUCAAAAAGGUGAUACAUUGUCAUAUCAAGUUCACCUAUUGAGUAACAUAAACAUAUAUACUGCUCACAAAAAGUUAGAGAUUCAUAAUGAUAAAAAAAAAUUUUAAUUUACCAUAAUUGUGUGAUUGCUGAAGAGCCUUCUUAUGUUAUUCUAUACCAAAAUUGUCCUUUUAACUAUUCUUAAUGUAUAUUAUAUGUAUAAUGUGUAUUCAUUUUUUUUCCAUCAACUUCUUCCACUUUUCUUAACCGAUUCAAACCAUUUAAAAAAUUACAACGCUCGGUUGAUUCAGGAACAAAAACUAUUCUUUUUAAAUACCUAUCUGUAGAUUUUUGUUGACAAUAUUAAGUGUUAAUUUUCAGCUUACCGUUCUUUGUAUUCACUUUUCUUUUUUUUCCAUUUUCAAAUUACUGGCAGGGAGUUCACACAGAGAUAAGGGAGGCUUGACAGGGUGUUCAGAGCACUUAGUCCGGCAUCCAGGUUUUGAGGAGAGUAGAGCAGUGGCAAGGGACACUCAGCUUCCCCUAACACAGGUUUAUUCAACUGGCAAUGUGGGGGCCAAAUCUGGCCGUGGAAUGACAGUUCAGUUCAAAUCUUGGGAGACAAAACAUUUUGCAGUGAAUUCCUAAAAACAAUAAAGUACUCGUAGUGGUAUAUAUCUUGGACCACUGUAAACACAUUGUCAGAUCCUUGUACCAACAUUUUAACUUUGCUAACAAACAAAAAACACUGGGGUCCAAACUUGGGGUUUACAUAACUGAGGCGUUGCUCAAAGCACUCCUUCAAGUCCUUUCCUUUUUGGCAGUUCCACUUCUUUUUGUAAUAUGAUUCAUGUAACUAAGGUGUUGUUGUAGCUUCUUUACUUCCAAUGCAGUCAGUAGUCAUUUGUUCAACUUCUUCAGUUAAACUAGUAGUGUUUCUCAAGGUUCCAUUUUAGGUCCUCUCUUUUUCAUCAUGUGGGCUAUUCAAGUUCAGUUCAAAAUACUUGUAAGAGACUCGCAUUUUUGCAGCAGAUUCUUAAAAAUACUAUAGAGUGCUGUCAUUGAGAUAAUCUUUGAACAGCUUUUUUGCAGAAUGUCCUCAAAGGGGAACUGAACUUUGUUGGAAUUUUUCCUAUCAUUCAAAAUCCUUAUGUGAGACAAGCACUCGUUUUCUUUUUGAAUGCAUUCUAAUUCAUAAAUAAACGUUGGCAAAAGUCAGCUAACAAGGGAGCCAAUGGGAGUCGCUAUAUUCCGCCUAUAAAGCGCUCCAAAAACAUCCAAACCCCCUCCAUUAAGGUUUUAUAUACAUGCUGUAAGCAGGGCCGUAACUAGGAUUUGACAAAUACUGAGGUCAAAAAAUGGUGGUCCAAGAGAAGCUUUGAAAGGCUGAAAUCAUGGGUAUCCCAGCACUAUAUUAAUUUUAAAAAAGUGGACUAUUACAUAAUCAUGCUAAUUGUCAAAGAUGUUAGAUAAUAUAACGUGAUAGUUCUACCUUAAUGAAUGAUUUCAUUAUUUAUGUAUAAUAAUAUAUAAUAUACAUAUUACACAAUUUUAACAUCAUUAAAACAUACAUUUAAAAACCCUACCAAAGUCUUUUCCGCGGGUGGGUUUCGAACCUAAGGUCUUCUACUUUGUAAAGCAAGUACUAAUAACAUCUGCCACGGAGCCAACGUAAGUAGAAUACGGAAAAAGAGUUUUCAUAUUGUAAUCAGCGACAGAGCAUGAUGUGGCCAGGAAUAUGUUUCGGGCAAAAUUUUAUGUGAAGCGCCUUGUCAUUCAAUAAUUUACAUUUUAAUGUGCUUCUUCUCACGCACAUUAGAGAUGCAAAGCCCUAGGCAGAGCGCGUCUUCUGCAUCUUGGGCGGGGCGGCACCUGACUGACACGACAACGUUAUUAUACCGACAGCGUUUCACAUCAAUUUCAUUCCGGUGAAAGCAACAUUAGUUACGUCAGUAGGAUUUAAUGUUAAUGUUAUGUUGACAGCACAUUUCUGAUCGGAUGAUCUUUAAAGCAAAAGUGGACUACAUGAAGUUAUGCUGUUGGAGUUAUAGCGGGCCGUUCAUGACCAAAGAUUGUAUAGUGAGAGAGGAUGAUCUACCACAUGAUGUUGUACAGCGCACAGGAUGUGCUACACAAAGUACUCUCAGGGCGUUCAAUCGUUCGCAACUGGACUGCUUGGUUUAUCCUUGAAGACGUUUCGCCGCUCAUCCGAGGAGGCUUCAUCAGUUCGUGCUCAUAGACUGGUCAGAUCUAGUCCCACAAAGUACAUUUGCUGUGAGUUAUAUCAUCUUCUUUUUGUCACUUAGAAAAAAUACAGAGGACAUGACCUUGGUGUCCUCAAUGGUAGUUACGCUCAUGGCUGUAAGUAUAUACGUAUGUAAUGUAGUAACAGGCAUAUUUAACAUGGAAUAUUAACAUAUUUUAGUCAUUUUAUGGUGUCAUAUUAAUUUCACAGACACAUCACAACUUUCGUUUUUCCCUUCAACAAUAACAACACUACUACUAUUUUUUUCCUGUCUCUCUUGCCAUCUCUGGGUAUAAUUUGUAUGUCAAAGUUGACCAACUUCUCAGUUUAUGACCACAACUUUCCACUAUCCGAUAAGAUUUAUAAUUUAUAAUUAACUUUCACCAGCUUGCGAUGCAGAAGCCAACCGGUUCAAUAUGUCAACAAUGUAGCAGCAUAAGCUAGUUACCGCCAUGUGAUCACGGCGCCAGUAAAAGUAGUUUGUCUGCGUCUAAUACUUGGUUAAUAUUCAGGCCACAAGGUGUAAAUGGAAUACUGUUGCCGGUUUUUGGAUGUUUCUUUAGAGGGCUUUAUGGGUGGAAUAAAGUACUAACAUUAGCUGCAUUGUAAGCCAUCUAAUACUUGUGGCGUAUAUUACAAAUGAGAAUGCAUAAAAAAAAAGAAAACAUAUGUGUUCUUGUCUUCCGUAGAGAUUGUUAAUGAUAGACACAGAACAUGGUAGCAGAUUGGGAUUUACAACAGCAAUUUAAAAAAGUUCUUAAAAUAAUACAGCGUAUUUAUGGAUUGCCUGGAUGAAUUACCUGGAGGUGUCCUGAUCCAAUAUGAUAUCGGUGCAAUAACAGAAAAGAAACAAGUAUUGGAUUUGUUAAAAUAAAUGACCACUCCACUUCAACUUAAAGACAGCAUAAGUCAUUACCAGACGAUUAUUAAUAAAUAGCAUACCAAUGUAGUUACUGUAUAAAGCCCUAAAACCACCUCUGUUGAAUAACAAAAGGCUGUGCACCACAGACAAGUACAAAUGUAGAAAAGCAGAAAAGAAAAUGCACAAGACAGAAUAAAACUUAUCAUCAAAAAAAAAAUCUGAAAUAAAAAAUAUAUCUUAAAUACAAUUAGUCAAAUGAAAGGCAGUUCAAAAUGAAAUUUUAAAAAAAAGAGUUCAAAUGGGUUUUUCAUACCUACAAUUGUUCUCUGUUUGGGUAAUUUCACUUGAUCAAGGCUUUUUACUAACAUUUGACACUUCAAAAUAAUAUAAGUAUGUAUGAUUCAUGCUGAUAUCAUAUUGGACCAAUAUCGCUCCAGUACCGGUAUCGUAUCGGAAGUGAAAAUGUUGAGACACCCCUAGUGUACACCAUUUUUACACUUAGGUUGUAUCUCAAAUACAAUAGUUUUGUCAGUACACUUGAAAAAGUAUUGAGUGCUGUAAUUUUGACCGUUUAUUGCUGUGUUCCAAAUGGAUUACACUUUCCACCACUACAAGUUGCUCCUUCGUUAUUGUUGUUCCUAUCAUCAUCAUGUUGACACUGUUCUUGGUGUGCCCAUUGUUCUCUCGUCUCUCCCCCGAUCGCUGAAGCCCUCUAAGUUCUCUCUCUAUCUACCAGCUGUUCCUGUACUCUGUCAGUGCACUGCAGUUUGCUGUAUUUAUCAGUGUGAACGCACUUACGCAUUGAAAAGAUUAAGUGUAAAUCUGCAAGUGUACAAAUUGAGACACUGCCCAGUGAUUGACCCUUACCACCCCAGGAAGAUGCCAUCUUGUGACUAACUUGAGUAGUUGCAAUUAACCAUAGGGAGAACCUUGGGAUGGAAAAAAUUCACACACUCAGGAAAUAAGUACACCGGAUACACUAAGGGCCUGAUUCACUAAGAUCUAAAUACCACGCGCUAAACAGCGUGUGCAAUCUAUAAAAUAGUGUGUACUAUUACUGGGCGUGCUGCUGUGAUCUACUCAGACUGCGUGUGCAGUUAAAAAGUGGUGCAGACUGCCUUGUUCAAAUGAGGAUUUUAUGUGUACUAUACGGGGAAUCAGCACAGAGACUCUCUAUUUCCUGUACACUGUAAAUUCUAACUAGUUCAGUUUACUUAAAAAAAAAGUCGGGAAAUCAAUUGCCUCAUUUUUUUUUUAAAGCAAACUUUCAAGCCAAAUUAAAGUUAAAAUAAUAAACAAUUUAAAGUUAGGUGAACAGAUUGUUUUUAAGUAAGUUUAAACAUUUCGAGUAAGCUUAGUGGAAUGACUACAAGUAAGUUCACUCUUAGAUCUUCAUUUAACUUACUAAAGACAAAUGUUAUGGUUACUUGGAUAAAGUGAGGCAAUUGGUUUCCCAACUUUUUUCAAGUAAACUGAAUAUGUUGGAACAAGUAGCCACAAUUAGCUUCGCCUUUCAGUGGAUAAGCAGUCACAAAGUACAACCUUGAACUUUGACAUAUGCAUAAAAACAGAUGCAUAUGUGAACAACCUGUGCAGUGCUGUAGCCAGUAGAGUACAUUAGGAUUAAAGUCUGAUCACAAUAAUUAAAAAAUUAAAAAAUCAAACAAGAAAUACCCGUCUCUCACUGAAUUUAUUAAACAGUGAGGUAAAUAAAACAUACAAAUAGUUUGUUUUUUCCCCCUAUCUCCGUAUACAAAAAGGAUCAAAUGCAAGUACCGUCAGACUAGAAGUUUCAAUGCGAUUUUACUGGGUUACUUCAGUUGAUACCAUUAAAAAAAGGUAUUGAGUACCGAUGAAUACUAACAAAACAUAUUUAUAAAAAAACACAAAAAAAUGUCAUAAAGACCAUUUAAAACUUCACUUAGGUUCUAUCUAGUGCCUCACAACAUUGGAGUGGCAAUGUUUUUCUUCAACUUAAAGUAGUGCAUUUGUUUGCAACAGCAGGUAGCACGAUUACAUUCCACUUAUUUGGCGUGAACAAUCUAAGUCAAAAGCUGGUUAUUCAGAGUUUUUGUAGGUCGGGUUUCAGAGACUUGCCUCCUAAUGAAACAAACACCCUCUGAAUAAAUUCAAAAGUGUUCUGCAUUUGGAUAGUCCAAAUUAAGAGUAUAGAUCAGACCAAAUAGGAGACACACAGCUUUUGGCAGAUCUGGCAGACAGUCGACGACAACCCAUCCCUCCAGAAUGAUGGCUAUUUCACCUUCCAAAUGUAAAUGGUUCGUUUUACGGGAUUACAGAGAGCACUGCAACUGAAAACUGGCUGAUAUCUGCAUCUACAUUGUCAGCCUAAGAAAAGAAAAAGGAAAGAAAUCCGUUAUAUAUCCUUCACGCACCAGGUCACCAAUCUUGGCACACUAUUGUAACUUAAAUGAAUGUGCUUUGGCCUCCAACUUUUAUUAGCACAACACCCUUGAAUCACGUGAUUCAAGGGUGUUGUGCUAAUUUUUAUUUCAGUAACACUGCUUAACCUAUACAGGUUAAGCAGUGUUACUGAAACAAGUGACAAAGCUACUUCUUCUUUUAAAGCUUCUUUAACUGCGAUUUACCUCCAUGAGGGGCAUUAUCCCCACCUGCUGUUCAUUAUUCCAAGUGACAACUCAGGAUCUCUGAGUAAGUUAACUUGAAUGAUACCAUUUCUGUGAGAUAGUGCCACCUUGAUGUUCACAGCACUUAGCCACUGAUAGUAAAAUCAACAUUUUGGUUAAAAUCUAGUAAACUUACCUUGUUAUAUCUAGUAAGGUAUACUAUUUGCUUUAACAGUGUGUGGCAAUUUAAUAUACUUUCAAACAUGCAGGAGACAUCUCCCACUUUUAACAGGCAGAUUGGAAGCAGUCGUGCAGAGCAUCUUUGACACCACUUUUUUUC